Messenger RNA from Cercocebus atys (sooty mangabey), 1923 nucleotides. RefSeq names its product transcription termination factor 2-like. Gene Ontology annotation, molecular function: zinc ion binding. The record is from RefSeq and is a predicted model, not a curated record. The transcript has 7 exons. The coding region runs from base 183 to 1886 and encodes 567 amino acids. Lineage: Eukaryota; Metazoa; Chordata; Mammalia; Primates; Cercopithecidae.
CGAAGUUCCUAUAUGAUUGGCUGAUGGCGGGUAGGAUGGAAGAAGGCCAAGGGCGGAGAAUUGUGGGCGGGAUUAAGACUGCAAGAGCUGAGUGAUGGUUGGUUCCUGAACAAAGAGGGCGGAGUAAAAGGCGGAAGCAGAAUUUGGGGCAGGGCCUUGUGGAACUUGGGAGACCCAGCGAGAUGGAAGUAGUUAGGUGUCCGGAGCACGGGACUUUCUGCUUUCUUAAGACCGGCGUCUGCGAUGGCCCGAAUAAAGGAAAGAGCUUCUACGUGUGCCGGGCAGACACGUGCAGCUUCGUGCGGGCCACCGACCUUCCUGUUUCUCAUUGCUUAUUGCAUGAGGACUUUGUGGUAGAGCUUCAGGGUUUGCUUCUGCCACAGGACAAGAAAGAAUACAGAUUGUUCUUCCGAUGCAUUAGAAGUAAGGCAGAGGGGAAACGCUGGUGUGGAAGUAUUCCAUGGCAGGAUCCUGAUUCCAAAGAACAUUCUGUCCCCAAUAAGUCUCAGCAUGCAUCUGAGACAUUUCAUCAUUCUUCCAGCCGGCUGAGAAAUCCAUUCAAGGUACUUGACAAGAAUCAAGAACCAGCUCUCUGGAAACAGCUCAUCAAAGGUGAAGGUGAGGAAAAGACGGCUGAUAAGAAGCAAAGAGAAAAGGGAGAUCAGCUUUUCAAUCAAAAGAAGGAACAGAAGCCUGAAUUGAUGGAGAAAGAUCUCUCAUCUGGCCUGGUACCAAAGGAAAAACAAUCUGUAGUUCAAGAGAAGAAGCAAGAGGAGAGAGCAGAGAUUCAGUGUGAGGCAGAGGAGACUGGAGGCACACACAAAAGAGACUUUUCUGAAGUUAAAUCUCAACAGUGCCAAGGUAAUGAGCUUACAAGACCAUCUGCAUCUUCUCAGGAGAAAUCAAGUGGUAAGAGUCAAGAUGUCCAAAGAGAAUCAGAACCUCUGAGAGAAAAAGAUACCCAGCUUUUGCCUCAAAACGUUCACAGUCACAGCUCAAUAAGCAAGCCCCAGAAAGGGGGACCCCUCAACAAGGGGUACAAGAACUGGGAGGCUAAAGAAACAAAGGCAAAGGAUGGCCCUAGCACACAGGCCACCCAGAAAAGCCUGCCUCGGAGGCAUUUCCAAGAGCGGCCGGAGACCCACGGUGUACCUGCUCCUGGAGGACCAGUGGCUCAGGCUGCACCAGCAGCACCAGGGCUUUCCCUGGGUGAGGGCCAUGAAGCUGCCACAAGCAGUGACGAUGAGGAGGAAGAUGAUGUUGUCUUUGUUUCCUCUAAGCCUGGGAGCCCCCUACUCUUUGACUCGACUCUGGACUUACAGACGAAGGAGAACCUCCAAUUCCCUGAUCGAAGUGUGCAAAGAAAGGUAUCUCCGGCCUCAGGUGUUUCCAAGAAAGUAGAGUCCUCAGACCCAGCAGCCCAGCGUGUCUACCUUACAACACAACUGAAACAAAAGAAGAGCACACUGGCAUCAGUGAACAUCCAGGCUCUUCCAGACAAGGGGCAGAAGUUGAUCAAACAAAUCCAGGAGCUGGAGGAAGCGCUCAGUGGUCUUGCCCUUUCCCCAGAGCAAGGAACUAAUGAGAAGAGUAACAGUCAAGCGCCACAGCAGAGUCACUUCACCAAAACUACCACUGACCCUCCCCACCUGGUGCCUCCCCAACCCCUUCCUGGUUGUGGUACCCAACCCGUGGGUUCUCUAGAACUAAAGUCUGCCUGCCAGGUGACUGCUGGAGGAUCCAGUCAGUGUUAUCAAGGUAAGACCCAAGGGCCUGGCCCUGCUGUGAAUAGCCACCCCUGUGAGUUACGUGCCACCUGGUACAGUAGUCACCUCUUAUCCACACUUCCAGUUACCCUUGGUCACCUGUGGUCCAAAAAGAGGUGAGUACAGUACAGUAAGAUAUUUGGAGAGAGAAAGAGAC